Messenger RNA from Fusarium musae, 597 nucleotides. RefSeq lists its product as uncharacterized. The record is from RefSeq and is a predicted model, not a curated record. NCBI's taxonomy places the organism in Eukaryota, Fungi, Ascomycota, Sordariomycetes, Hypocreales, Nectriaceae. Bases 1 to 597 code for a protein of 198 amino acids. The transcript has 2 exons.
AUGAAGUACUCCGCUGUCACUCUUCUCGCUGCCCUGGCUGCCUACUCUCAGGCCCAGUCCAUCUCCAUCCCUGGCGGUGACGAGGUCUCCUCUAUCAUUGGCGAUGUUUCCUCCCGAAUUGGUGAUGCUUCCUCUAUCAUUGAGGAUGUCUCUACCCGUGUCGGUGACGAGGUCUCUUCUCGUGUCGGCGAUGCCUCUUCUCGCAUCAGCACCGCCACCGAGACUGGUGCUUCUACAACUGUCACUGAUGCUUCCACCGCCACCGAUUCCGCAGAGACCGAGAGCGAGAGUGAGACCGGAUCCAACACUGUCGACACCGGUGCCCUCGCCAGCGUGACCAGCGCUCUUGCCAGUGCUUCCAGCGCCAUUGACGACCAGCUUGCUUCUCUCAGCUCUGAUCUCGCCACUGCUACUGGUACUGCCAGUGAGGCUAUUGAGUCCAAGAUCGCUGCCGCCACCUCUAAGCAGGGUGCUAUCGAGAGCAGUGCUGGUGCUGCCGCCAGCAGCGCCACUGGCGACAACGCUGGUGCCAUGCCUACUGCUGCCGUCGCUAUGGGUGCUCUUAUGGGUGGUGCUGCUCUCUUUGCCAACAUGUAA